Molecule: messenger RNA, 1716 nt
Organism: Cyprinus carpio (common carp)
Lineage: Eukaryota; Metazoa; Chordata; Actinopteri; Cypriniformes; Cyprinidae
Product: cytochrome b-c1 complex subunit 2, mitochondrial-like
Cellular component (GO): mitochondrion
Molecular function (GO): metal ion binding
Source: RefSeq, a predicted model, not a curated record
GCGUUCCGGUGUGUCCAUAUAUGGUGUUUCGCCGUGGCGCACUGGAUUGUGGGUAGGUCUUCAGGUCGGCCAUAACCGUCUUUCCCGGCGGCUGAAGGAGAGGAGCGCAGUCAUGACGGGAUUCAGAGGCUUCACUCAUCUCUCCAGACGAUGUUACGCCGCCGCCAGGAGGAGCGAGGCAUUAACUGAACCUCUGCUCACCCGAAAACCUGCAGCUGCACCAGCCCUCCCGCCCCAGGACGUCCAGGUGUCCAAGCUUCCCAGCGGUCUUCUCGUCGCCUCUCUGGAGAACUACUCCCCCGUCUCUAAAAUCGGGGUGUUUGUGAAAGCCGGCAGUCGCUACGAGACUGCAGAAAACCUGGGCGUCACGCACAUCCUGCGAUUAGCAAGCAAUCUGACCACUAAAGGUGCGUCUGCAUUCAGGAUCUGUCAUGGUCUGGAGGCAGUGGGCGCCAGUUUGAGUGUGACGUCAUCAAGGGAACACAUGGUCUAUUCUCUGGACUGUCUUAGAGAUGAUUUUGACGGCGUCACAGAGUACCUGAUCAAUGUGACCACUGCUCCUGACUUCAGACCCUGGGAGCUGUCUGACCUCUUGCCGAGGGUCAAGAUAGACAAGGCUGUUGCAGACCAGAGCCCACAGAUAGGUGUUCUGGAGAAGCUGCAUGAAGCUGCGUAUAAGAACGCUUUAUCCAACUCACUGUACUGUCCGGACCACAUGGUGGGGAAGAUUAGUGUUGAUCAUCUGCAACAGUUCUUUGCUAAUAACUACACCAGUGCAAGAAUGGCCCUCGUUGGAUUGGGCGUCAGUCAUGCUGCUCUGAUGAAGGUGGGUGAGCAGUUCUUCAGCACCCAUACAGGGGCUGCUGCACCAGGGGCUGUUUACCGGGGCGGUGAGCUGCGUGUGCAGAGCGGUGGAGGUCUGGUGCAUGCGCUGCUGGCGUGUGAAGGAGCCGCGGCAGGCUCUGCGGAAGCAAACGCCUUCAGCGUGCUGCAGAGGGUUCUGGGUGUUGGACCACACGUCAAGAGAGGAUCCAACAUCACCAGCAAACUCAGUCAGGGCAUCACCAAGGCCACCGCACAGCCGUUUGAUGCCACGGCCUUCAGUGCUACUUACUCUGACUCCGGGCUCUUCGGAGUGUAUAUCAUCUCACAAGCAGAUUCAGCCCGCGAGGUGAUCAAUGCAGCCAUGGCACAGGUGAUAGCUGUGGCUGAAGGAAGACUUACUGCAGAUGACCUCACCAGAGCCAAGACUCAGCUGAUGGCUGAUUAUCUGAUGUCUUUGGAGAGUUCAGAGGGUCUGCUGGAGGAGCUGGGUGUUCAGGUUUUGAGCAGUGGCACCUACAGCUCACCACAGACUGUGACGCAGAGCAUCGACUCCGUGACCUCCAGUGACGUUGUCAAAGCUGCAAAGAAGUUUGUUGAAAGCAAGAAGACCAUGUCAUGUUAUGGACAUCUGGCAAACACACCGUUUGUUGAUGAAUUGUGAGAGAAAGUCCCAGUCUAAAGUGCACACAUUGUGCAACAGCUGCUUAUCUGAGUGUAAAAACAUUCAUAACUUGUUUGAAUCCCUGAUCACUGUUGAUAGUUGUUUUUUUGCUCAGUUCAUCAUGAAGUCUGGUCCUUAGUAACGGUUUACUGAGAGCAGAGCGUCAGUUUCGUCAGUUUCACUGUAUAUCUGAUGUACGGUCAUUAAAACAAAUCUAUCAGUGAUUAAUA